Adineta steineri is the source of this 1587-nucleotide messenger RNA. The record is from the annotation of a GenBank genome assembly. NCBI's taxonomy places the organism in Eukaryota, Metazoa, Rotifera, Eurotatoria, Adinetida, Adinetidae.
AUGGCAACUGCAAAUAAUAAAAUACAAUGUUUUGUGUGUAACACAGAAAAAAAUACAUACAAUUGUAAAGGAUGUUCAAAUGAGUUCUGUUUUCCUCAUUUAACAGAACAUCGACAAGUUGUUGACAAACAGUUAGAUGAAAUUAUUAAUGGUCAUGGUCAACUUCAACAAACAAUUAUUCAACAAAAACAAAAUUCACACAAUUCUUCUUUAAUUGAACAAAUUAAUCAAUGGGAAACAAAUUCAGUUCAUCAAAUUCAACAAACAGCAGAAGAAUGUCGGAAAACUUUAAUAAAAUUGACACAAACGUUAAUCGAUGAUGUGGAAAAAAAGUUCAUUAAAUUAUCUGAGAAACUAAAAGAAAUCGGCGAAGAAGAUGAAUGUAAUGAAAUUGAUUUAAAUAAUUCUCAAUUAAAAUUAACACAAAUUACAGAAGAAUUUCUUCAAUCAUCAAAUACUUCAAUCAAAGAAGAUUCACAAGAAUUUAUCAAGAGAAUUUCAGUUAUUUCAUCAUUCGAUUCUUAUCAAUCAAAUCAUCCUACAACUAGCACAGCAACUAUUUUAAAGAAUUCAAUAACAACAUCAUAUAAAAAUUAUUUCCCAAUUAGCAUACCAGCUAUACCAUGGAAUCCAAUAACACCAUUGUAUAAAAUGCUAACUCAAGUUCAACCUCUAAUAAAACAACAAGAAAUUCAAACAAAAGAGAAUCAAUUUCAACAAUUUGGAAUUGCUGUUGCUGGAGGAAAUGGACAAGGCGAUAAAUUAAAUCAACUCUAUUGGCCUCAAGAGAUCUUUAUUGAUAAUGAUAAAUCAAUUUAUGUUGCUGAUUAUGAGAAUCAUCGUAUUGUUAAAUGGAAAUUGAAUUCAAAUACUGGUCAAAUCAUUGCAGGUGGAAAUCAAAAUAAUCCAUUGAAUUAUCCAAGAGAUAUAAUUUUUAAUAGUGAAAAUAAUUCUUUUAUUAUUUCUGAUAAGGGAAACAAACGAGUAAUUCGAUAUUUUGAUCAAAAUCAAACAGAUCAACAAAUUCUUGUUUCAAAUAUCGAUUGUUUUGGUAUAACAAUCGAUCAAAAUGGAUUUAUUUAUGUUUCUGAUUUUGAGAAUCAUGAAGUAAGACGAUGGAAACAAGGAGAUGUAGUUGGUGAAUUAGUUGCAGGUGGAAAUGGGAAAGGAGAUCAUCUUAAUCAACUAAAUGGACCUUCUUUUAUCUUUAUUGAUAAAGAUUAUUCUCUUUAUAUAUCAGAUCGUGAGAAUCAUCGAGUAAUGAAAUGGGAAAAAGAUGCGAAAGAAGGAAUUAUUGUUGCUGGUGGAAAUGAUUAUGGAAAUAGUCUCAAACAAUUGUCUCAUCCUCGAGGAGUGAUUGUUGAUCAUUUGGGUCAAAUCUAUGUGGCAGAUCAGGGUAAUCAUCGAGUAAUGCGUUGGUGUAAAGGGAAUGACGAAGGUGAAAUUGUUGUUGGUGGAAAUGGUAAUGGAAAUCAAUCAGAUCAAUUGAAUGGUCCUGCAGGUUUAUCAUUUGAUAAUGAAGCAAAUCUUUAUGUUGUUGAUCAAGGAAAUCAUCGAAUCCAAAAAUAUGAAAAAAUUUUAAAUUAA